Talaromyces atroroseus is the source of this 1305-nucleotide messenger RNA. RefSeq lists its product as hypothetical. Lineage: Eukaryota; Fungi; Ascomycota; Eurotiomycetes; Eurotiales; Trichocomaceae. The record is from RefSeq and is a predicted model, not a curated record. Bases 1 to 1305 code for a protein of 434 amino acids. The transcript has a single exon. Gene Ontology annotation, molecular function: DNA binding.
AUGGAGACUUACCACGGUCUCGUCCGCACGCCCGCGGAUGCCAUCAUUCUAUUUGAGGCCUGUCGACUAGGGCUUCUCCCUCGCGUGCAGCGCCGCUUGUCAGAGAAAGAACGCCAGGCCAUUAAAUCAGGGUCUGUCUUUGUAUGGGACGAAAGGGAAGCAGGCAUGCGACGGUGGACCGACGGCAAAUCGUGGAGCGCCAGCCGAGUAUCCGGCAGUUUCUUGACGUACCGUGAGAUGGAAGGCAAGCGCGGCGGCGGUGUUUCGACUUCGCGAGCAGGCAAGACACCCGAUAGUCGAGGGAACAGCGAUGAUGACCGGGAUGGCUCCGAGGAAGGCCAGGAUGGCUACCGAUACAAGCCAGACGGUCUGAUGAAGCAGUCCUUCAGCAUCACCACGUCGACCAGACAACACCUACAUCUCAUCAGCUACUACGCUCGCUCUCAUCCAACCGCUCCUAACUUCAACCAGCCUUCUACCGAUCCAGCGCUACGACACAUUCGUCCACAAAAGGGCCUCUACCCAGAGUCAACGGUCACUGAUCCGCAGAACCUUCCAGUCGUGACGCGAGGCCCUAUGCCUGGCACGAUGACACUAUCUCCUCACAUGGCUGGCUUCCCUCGAAACAGCGCCACCCACCCGCAAUCCUACGCUCCGCUCUACAGUUGGCCUCCAACCCCUUCGGCGACCCCGCCAACGGCUACCAUCCCGUACCCUGGGCCGAAUUACCUGCCUCCUCUCGCUGGUGCCGGUCCUCCACCAUAUGCACAACCAGUACCACAUCCUCAGGGUCCUCCUGCUCCGCACCAGCAGCUUCCUACACCAUCAGAACGACCACAGCAUCUUGAAACGACACUCCCGCCACCUGUACCGUCCGCUACAAUUCCCGCACCAAGUAUCCCAGGUUAUCUUACUCGUUCACCACGCCCAGGUCCCACGUCUGUCGAUGCCGUUUAUGCCGCAAAGGCCAGUUUGUCCGUUCACAUUGAUCCUCACCUGAUCUCUUCCCAGUCUCAAACACAGGCAAUAACCGAAAAUCGGCACUCUCCUAUGCAACCCUUAACACCAAGUCAGUCACAUUUACCUCUCCCCAAUAGUCGUGAGGCUCUAGGGUCGAGUUCGACUGUGCCCAGCAUUGUGGCUUUGAUGAACGGGCCUGCUCCUGCGCCUGCACCCUUUUCGAAACUGAACGGUAGUCCCGGUUUACAGACAGAGGGGCCAAAGGAUAUUCCCAGUGAUAAGAUUGGGUUCGGGGGAGAAGAUAUGCGGGCUCUACGACAAUUAGAUCGAGUUUUUACGGCUUGA